This is a messenger RNA of Nematocida minor, 1578 nucleotides long. RefSeq lists its product as uncharacterized. The transcript has a single exon. NCBI's taxonomy places the organism in Eukaryota, Fungi, Microsporidia. The coding region runs from base 1 to 1578 and encodes 525 amino acids. The record is from RefSeq and is a predicted model, not a curated record.
AUGAAACAGAAAAUAUUCAUUAUUGGAGCUAUCAUUGCACUUACACACGCCUACGUCAAUGCCACAGAUGGCGAAGAUGACAUACCUCUUUAUGCAAAUGCAUCCGACCCAAUGACGGCUAUAGACUUAAAUGACAAUCCGUCUAAAAAAAAAAAGAUCGUGAGAGUUGGUGAUAAAGGGGGGCUGGGCUAUCUCUUCCACCAGAUAGGAGGGUACCUGAAGAGCUCUCUUCUUUCUGCACUGAAGCCCGUUUCGACCAAACUAUCAGAUUUUGACAUGAGCGACCCUAGUGAGGACCAUCAAUCCGACUUAUUUCCAUCAGAACAUCAAAUAAAUAAGCUGCAGAGCCCUCUUCAAACACAUUUUAAUCUUUCCCAGCCUUCUUCUUCUCAAAACGCGCAGCCGUACCACAAAGUGCUCUCUAUAGACUCUGUGCGCCCAUCGUUCAUUCCGUAUGCCGGAGGUGUGGCUGAAAUAACGAUUGAAAGUCCUAAAAAGCGCGAACCGCAGUCAGAUCUGGAAAAAGGAUUCUACAAGAAGUUUGACCAGCACCACAGAAAAGUCCACAACACAAAAGAGUUUAUCAGAAAAGGAAUACAAAAUGCAAAGAAAAAUUUGCUUUUGCAGACCAAGCUGGCUCGUGCGUAUGCAGCAGAGGCUGCCAAUAAAACCAUGGGAGUCUUCGAAGAUACGCUGCGCUCCUCCCAUCUUCUUUCUAAUCUUGUCAAAAAAGGUCUCGUUACCCCAUACUCUGCUGCCAGAGAGCUUGCCAAUUCGGUGAAAGAUGUGGCAAGCGAGUACAUCGAUGCGAGCUCCCGGAAUAUGAAGGGCGCAUCCAAUUAUUUGCUGAAAACCGCAGUUGAGUCAGUUGAUGGAAUAGUCAACGGCCUAAAAGACUCUCCCAGUGCUGCUGAGGAUCUUCUGCCUUCGUACAAAGGCGUACUCAAUGACCCUAAAUACAACUUCCACAAAGAUCUUCCAUAUUUGGCGAGCUCCAUGGAGAUGGACAUGAACCGGCUGAAAGAGUACAUACAUCCGCACAAGAAGAAGGCCAUGGGCACUCUGUGGCAGGAGAUGGCAGGCACAAUUGAAGUGCUCAAAGAGCAGUGGAACAAACUGGGAAAUUCACUGUUUAACAAACAGACCAUAAUAUACAAGAAAAAGUUUCUUUCUCUGACGGAAGAUCUAGCGAAGAUCUUGGACGCUCUUCAGUCCUAUCUUGGGAAGAGUGCGCGGCUGGAAGUGCCUGGAAUAGAUGCCCUUCGCGACAGAUUUAAGUCUAUUUUGGACGAGAUCAAGAAAAAAAACCAUCUUGCCAUAUCGGGCGAUUUUUCAUUUAAAGAGCUGCUAGACUACAGUUUGGGAGUGUUUACGCAGCUAAAAGACAUAGACAGGGCCGUCCUUGGGAUAGACUCUAAUUUCAACAGAGGAUUUGGGAAGAUGGCGUCUUCAAACCCGCUCUCUCCCCUGUCAGGAUACAAUCAGGUGGGGCUGGAUGCUCUGGAGGAAACAAGAGCGUACAGCGGAGUCAGACACCAUCCGGUUGAUGCAGCCUGCAUAGGAAACUGUUUUAAAUAG